AUGCCAGUAAGAACAGACGCUCCCACGGUGGUCAGACUGUCCGACGAGGAACGGGCGACUGGUGUAUUAUCCAGCACCAACCUGUACGAUGCCGUGGCUGCUUUCCAUCGCGACGGCCUUGUUGUUUUGGACAAUGCUAUCCCAGUCGAUAUCAUCGACAAGCUCAAUGAAAGAAUGAUGAUGGAUACCGACAGGAUCAUGACAGGAGCCGUAAAGGGUGUACACUGGAACCAAGGAAUCGAAUGCGGCAACAUAUCACAAGUCCCCCCACUGGUCAAAGGUUACCUAUUCCCGGAAAUUUACGCCAACAAAUCCGCUGCUGCCGUUCUUAAUCAGCUCCUGGGACCCAAACCCGAGCUUCAUUACGUUCGUUCCAAUACGCUGAUAGGUCAUGCCCCUGAACGGCAGGAUGUGCACAGGGAUAUAAAAGGACGACAUAUUCCUGCGCCUACAGCCAUCGCAAUGAACGUUUGUCUCAUCGACGCACAUGCCAAGAACGGAUCAACCGAAAUAUGGCUGGGGACUCACCGCGAGCAGACCCUCGACGACUUUGUGGCCUUGACCUCGGGGGAUGUGAAGAAGAGUGCUUUGGAAAAGAGGAGACAAGUGAGACCACCCAUGCAGCCCGAUCUGCCCAAAGGAAGUUUGGUAUUAAGGGAUUUACGAUUAUGGCAUGCAGGUAUGCACAAUGAGACCGACGAAAUUCGAGUGAUGCUCGCCCUGGUCUAUACCGCUGCUUGGUACAAAAACCCCCUCCUCCCUCCUUGGCCCAAAUCUGUACAAGCAGAAGUUGAAGCACUCGGUGCGAAUAAUGACACAUGGGUGGGCGGAACGUUCUACGACGACGAGGAGAAGAAAGAGUAUCUCGCAAUAGACUUUGACGGAAACUUUGGUUCUAGUCUUGAAGACUUGAUGGUCGUUGCGUAG
This is a messenger RNA of Kwoniella shivajii, 927 nucleotides long. RefSeq lists its product as uncharacterized. NCBI's taxonomy places the organism in Eukaryota, Fungi, Basidiomycota, Tremellomycetes, Tremellales, Cryptococcaceae. The transcript has 5 exons. The record is from RefSeq and is a predicted model, not a curated record. The coding region runs from base 1 to 927 and encodes 308 amino acids.